CUGCCCUGGUGGGUGGCGUGCAAGAUUAAACAAUAAUGCUAGUGAAUAAAAGAGGGUGACAAAGCAAGAAAUGUAAUGACUGGGUUCACUCAAGUAAAGUCAUGUGGCCGUUUUUCCACACCAGCUUGCAUUUGCUAAUGUUGUUGUAUUCCUGCUUUUCUUCUACUACAUCGUCCUCCUGUCGGUUACAGGGGCGGUUUGAUUUGAAUGGGAUGCACAAGGCUGGAGAUGUAGUUCUUGGUGGACUGUUUGAAAUCCACUUCUUCUCUGCCUUUCCUGACCAGUCUUUUACCUCAGAGCCACAACAGCCUACCUGCCAUGGUUUUGAUGUUAUAGGUUUUAGGCAGGCCCAGACCAUGGCCUUUGCUAUUGAGGAGAUCAACAGAAACACCAACCUGCUACAUAAUGUGACUCUGGGAUACAGUCUGUACGAUAACUGUAACAAACUUGGAGUUGGAUUUCGAGGAGCAUUAACAUUAGCCAGUGGUCAAGAAGAGCAAAUUAUUUUAGAUAAGACGUGUGCAGGAAGCCCUCCAGUACUAGGAAUUGUGGGUGAUUCUUCCUCUACACGUUCUAUUGCCAUCUCUGCUGUCUUAGGUUUGUACAGAGUACCUAUGGUGAGCUAUUUUUCCACAUGUUCCUGCCUGAGCAACCGGCAAAAGUUUCCGUCCUUCUUUAGGACAAUCCCAAGUGAUGCUUUUCAGGUUCGUGCUAUGAUUCAGAUUCUAAACCACUUUGGCUGGACUUGGGCAGGUCUGCUGGUCAGUGGUGAUGAUUAUGGACUCCAUGCUGCCCGAUCCUUCCAAUCUGACCUGAGUCUGUCUGGUGAAGGGUGUCUGGCUUAUUUAGAAGUUUUGCCUUGGGGCAAUGACCCAGCUGAACUGAGGAGGAUUGUGGAUGUGAUGAAGAAAUCCACAGCUCGUGUAGUCAUUGUGUUUGCAAAUGAGGGUCACAUGAUUAAUCUCAUGAAGGAGGUGGUGAGGCAGAAUGUAACAGGCCUGCAGUGGAUGGCCAGUGAAGCCUGGACAGCAGCUCCUGUGCUCCAGACCCCUCAGCUCAUGCCGUACUUGGGUGGCACAUUGGGCAUCGCCAUCCGUCGAGGAGAGAUCCCAGGACUCAGGAAGUUCCUGUUACAAAUACAUCCCAAUCUGCACAGCAACAGCAACAGCUAUGGGAACAACAUGGUUAACCAGUUUUGGGAACACACAUUUCAGUGCAGAUUCCCUCCACCUCCAGCAGGUUGGGUGGAAAGUGGGGGAGCAAUAUGCACUGGAGAAGAAGAUCUGGAGAGUGAGGGGACAGAGUUCUUGGAUCUUUCCAACCUCAGGGCUGAGUACAAUGUGUACAAGGCUGUGUAUGCUCUGGCAUACGCCCUUGAUGACAUGCUGCAGUGCACACCAGGGAGAGGGCCUUUCAGUGGAAACAGCUGUACCACUUUACAAACAAUGGAGCCCUGGCAGCUUGUUUAUUACUUGGAAAUGGUCAACUUCACCACAUCAUUCGGUGAUCAAGUCUCAUUUGAUGAGAAUGGUGAUGCUCUGCCUAUAUAUGACAUCAUGAACUGGUUGUGGCUCCCUGAUGGACGAACUAAAGUUCAGAAUGUGGGUGAGGUCAAGAGGUCAGCCUCCAAAGGAGAAGAACUCACACUUUUUGAAGACAAAAUCUUCUGGAACUUUCAAUCCAAAAAGCCACCUCGAUCAGUGUGCAGUCAGAGUUGUCCUCCAGGUACACGAAUGGUGAGAAUGAAGGGGAAACCUGAAUGCUGUUUUGACUGCAUCCCUUGUUCUGAGGGAAAGAUCAGCAACAAUACAAACUCCAUGGAGUGCACCAGUUGUCCAGAGGACUUCUGGUCCAGCCCCCAGCGUGACCACUGUGUUCCUAAGAAGACAGAGUUCCUGUCCUACCAUGAGCCUCUGGGUAUCUGCCUGACAGCCACCUCAUUGCUGGGCACAUUGAUCUGUGCUGCUGUUUUGGGAAUCUUCAUCUAUUAUCGCAAAACACCUAUAGUACGUGCCAACAACUCAGAACUGAGUUUCCAGCUAUUGCUGUCACUUAAACUAUGCUUCCUGUGUUCGCUGCUGUUCAUUGGACGACCCAGACUGUGGACAUGUCAAAUGAGACAUGCAGCGUUUGGGAUCAGCUUUGUGCUCUGUGUGUCGUGCAUCCUGGUGAAAACCAUGGUGGUUCUGGCUGUUUUCAAGGCCUCCAAGCCAGGAGGUGGAGCCAGUCUCAAGUGGUUUGGUGCUGUGCAGCAGAGAGGAACAGUUUUGCUUCUUACCUGCAUUCAGGCAGCCAUCUGUGUUGUGUGGAUUGUCUCGGCAUCGCCACUGCCUCACAAAAACAGUCAGUAUCACAGUGACAAGAUAGUUUAUGAGUGUGUAGUUGGUUCCACUGUGGGUUUUGCUGUGUUAUUGGGUUAUAUUGGAUUACUGGCCAUCCUCAGCUUCUUGUUAGCAUUUCUGGCCAGGAAUCUUCCAGACAGCUUCAAUGAGGCCAAACUCAUCACUUUCAGCAUGCUGAUCUUCUGUGCUGUGUGGGUGGCCUUUGUUCCUGCUUAUAUCAGCUCACCAGGAAAACAUGCAGAUGCAGUAGAGGUAUUUGCCAUCCUGGCCUCCAGUUUUGGCCUCCUUGUGGCACUGUUUGGACCCAAAUGUUACAUAAUCCUGCAGAGACCAGAGAGGAACACAAAGAAAGCAAUCAUGGGUCGUGGCAUCAGGUCAUGAUUUAUUUUUUUCUCUAUGUAGUAUAGAAGUGCAUGCAGAUAAACUGGUUCAUAGUAAUACAAUGAUAAAUUAUUCAGAAAGUUGAGCUGAUGUCAGAUAAAUAUACUUAAAUCUUACAACUUGUAAGAUAUUGUAUGUAUCAUAAUACUUACAAUGAAUUUAGGAUACCAAGUGAACAAUGUGACUCUUGAUGGAAGUUAGUCUAUAACUUUUUUGCUGCUUUGUUAAUUGUAAAUUACAUUCUCUGAAUAAAUUAUGCAGACAAUUUGGGGUCUUUCAGCACUC
Amphiprion ocellaris (clown anemonefish) is the source of this 3008-nucleotide messenger RNA. RefSeq names its product extracellular calcium-sensing receptor-like. The transcript has 9 exons. The record is from RefSeq and is a predicted model, not a curated record. Gene Ontology annotation, molecular function: G protein-coupled receptor activity. Gene Ontology annotation, biological process: G protein-coupled receptor signaling pathway. Gene Ontology annotation, cellular component: membrane. NCBI's taxonomy places the organism in Eukaryota, Metazoa, Chordata, Actinopteri, Pomacentridae. The coding region runs from base 102 to 2723 and encodes 873 amino acids.